AUGUUUCGCGCAUUUACACCCGCUUGGCGUUUGCUGAGCACAAACACAGCUGCACUGGUAUCCAGUCGCACAAUUAGAAGACAAGCUGUGCGCUUUUUGUCAGUUACAUCGCAAGAGGCAAAAACACAGCCUGAUUCAUAUACCUCAGCAGAUGCACAAGAAUCUGUCGCCAGUGGCUUGAAGGUCAUGUUGCCUGGACAGUCAUCUCUGAAUGUCGACUCAAUUUCUGGUAAAAGUUCAUCCUUUAUGUACUCUCCCGCCGCACUCCCCCCUCGUCAAGACCCGCUUCUUCAUUUCCUUGUUAAUCUCCUGAUGCGCGAUGGUAAGAAGGCAUCAGCUGAGCGAUACGUUGCAGACAUGCUCUCUGAAAUGGCCAGGCUCACGAAUAAAGAUCCACUUCCACUUGUAUAUGAGGCAGUAGAGCUUGCCAAGCCACUGCUCCGCAUGCAGACACGCAAACAGGGAGGCAAAUCUCUCCAGGUGCCAAUGCCACUGAAUGAGCGGCAAAGCACACGCCGUGCUCUUAAAUGGAUUAUUCAAGCGAGUGAUCGUCGCGCUGACCGUGCAAUCAGUCGACGUCUGGCCGUUGAGAUGCUUGCCAUUUUGGAAGGAAACAGUUCUGUGCUCUCACGCAGAGAUGAGCAGCACAAGGUUGGCACCAUCAACCGUGCCAACGCCAGUGUUCGUAUCUAG
Molecule: messenger RNA, 693 nt
Organism: Malassezia restricta
Lineage: Eukaryota; Fungi; Basidiomycota; Malasseziomycetes; Malasseziales; Malasseziaceae
Product: small subunit ribosomal protein S7
Exons: 1
Coding region: 1-693 (230 amino acids)
Biological process (GO): ribosomal small subunit assembly; translation
Cellular component (GO): ribosome
Molecular function (GO): mRNA binding; structural constituent of ribosome; rRNA binding
Source: RefSeq, a predicted model, not a curated record